AUGGGUGAAGCUGCUAUUGCCAACUAUAAAUUUACCCAACAACCUUCUCAUUCUACACUUCCAAUUGCUCUUUCGUUUGGCAUUGGCGUCUACUCAGCACUGAUGCUUAGUGGACCAAUUACUGGUGCACAUAUCAAUCCAGCUUUGAGUAUAUCAUUAAUGACUGUUCGCAAACUGAAACCAUUACAAUGUUUCUUCUAUGUUAUUGGUCAGAUAUUGGGUGCAUUUUUAGGAGCUGCCCUUGUCUAUGUUGUCUACCUGAAGCAAUUCGAUGAAUUCGAUGGUGGUAUACGAGAAAUGACUGGUCCCAAUGGUACAGCUGAUAUUUUCUUUACGAUGCCUGCCAAAGGUACACCACAGUGGAAUGCGUUAGUCGAUCAGAUUGUUGGUACCGCUAUUCUGAUGAUCUUUGUCAUGGCAGUUACGCAUGAAUUGAAUCAGAUGAUGUCAAAAGCAGUUGAACCGCUUGCAUUUGCGCUGAUCGUUACAGGCAUUAUUUCAGCAUUUUCAAUUAACGCUGGAGCUGCAAUUAAUCCUGCUCGUGAUUUGGGUCCACGUCUUUUUGGAGCAUUUGUCUAUGGUUGGAAUAAUGUAUUUGGUGUACAUAACUAUUUCUUUUGGGUACCGAUCGUCGGUCCAAUUGUCGGAGCCAUUGUUGGUGUGUGGCUUCACCAAGGUUUUAUUUGGAUCGUGAAGCACUACGGUCAUCUUUCCAAUAUUGAAGAGAGUAGUGCCAAUAAAAAGAUCGAUUCCAAAGCGAUACAGAUAAAAGAGAAUGAUUCAUUAGAUGUUGACACAAAUUCACAACUGUGA
This is a messenger RNA of Rotaria sordida, 813 nucleotides long. NCBI's taxonomy places the organism in Eukaryota, Metazoa, Rotifera, Eurotatoria, Philodinida, Philodinidae. The record is from the annotation of a GenBank genome assembly.